UUUGGCGCGCUCGUCAAUGGCAAAUUGGCUCAAUUAUUUGCUGCCUAUUAUGAUGCUAAGUUUGAAGUGCCUACUCAAAAGCCAUAUCCUUUCAUAGUGUUUUUGUUCGUGUCGACCAUUUUGGGCACAACAACAACCGCUAACUACAAACGUUGAAGAAGAUGAUUUAGAUAAAGGCCAAAAUAUACAAUAUUUGUUCAGUUGGCGCCAAAUGGCCAGCCCAAUAUUUAAAGAACUUUUAGCUCUAUUUUCGUCGAGUUAAUUCGAUAAGCAAUACCAGUAUUUACCCACUCUUUGUAGCAGAAGCUUUCACCGUAUUUAAGAGGGCAAUUCUUAUGCAAAAAGGAAAACAAUUUUCAGGGCAGGGACAGCCCAGUUCAGGUCAAAGUUUUGCAAAACAAAAAUGUAACAACAGCGCUCUGAUAUCGUACUAUAAUGGCCCAUUUCCCCUUUAUAUUUUGUCUCGAAUGAAGCGGAAUUUUGGCGUGAUCCAAAAUAAAUAUACCGCAAACAUUAAUCUGGCUCAAAAAUGCAUAGCUAGUACAUUUAUGACACCGAAGCCUGCUUUUCCUUAGCUUAUUAUCGAAAGCAAGUGCUCAUAGAAGUGUUUACAUCGUGAAAUCGAACACGGCUUAUUGUCAUCAGCCAAUCAAACGUCAAACUACAAAAAUAACUACCAAUUGGAACGGCUGUUAGACGCCAUUACGUCCCAGUUCCCGCCCCUUAAUUUGAACGCUUCGAAUAACAACAACGGGGGUCGAUGAAAACAUUCAUGCCGCAUCACACAUACAAGAGAGUGCGAUAUAGGCAAAAACAACAGUUACGUUACAUUGAAGGCAGUAAAAGUGAAUCUCGUUUACUACAGCUGCAGGAGUUCUGAGCAAAUUUCAGAGAAUGCCUGCAUUUCGUGAAAAAGACUCGCAAAUGUCGAUCUUGAAUCGACUGUCCAGGGCCGGCAUACGCAGCGGAUGUUUUGAAAAUAGGAGUAGAUGCAUUUCAACCGGCGAACGGGUUUGGUCCGUACUCUCCGAGCGACUAAACGACCAAAAAGACGGGAAUGGCGUGUGCAAUGGCUUAGAGAAUGGCAACGGUGUAUACAUGCAGCUUGCUCAAGACGUUACCGCGAAUUUCGGUCGCCGGCAUUUGAGAGGGAAUGGCGUGAACGAAGUGCAUUACAGUAGUCACAACGUAGAACAUUGUUCACAGGAUGGCGCUAGGGACGGUGUUCCUCAACAUGAUAUUUUGCAGAACACAAAAAAUUACGAUGCUUUACCACAGCUGAGAAACGGCAAUGCAAGCUCAAAUUCAUGGAAGCGAACUGCUCCGCUUGUUAUUGAUAUACCGAAUGAUGCAUAUCUUCAAGGCCAAAACUCGGAGGAUGCAGAAGAGCAGAUGGCUGCGGCGGUUCUGACGUCUCUUUCUCUAUCGCCUGUUCUAAGGAAUAUCCAAAUAGAGCAAGACGAAAUAUUCGAAGACGUGAUGAAUACGGAUAGCGUCAGCGAUGAGGCCACGUCAACAGCACCACAUUCAGAUUCCGAAAACAAAGUCAGAAAAUCGAAACUACGUCGACGAAAGAGCUCUUUGAAGACAUUAUUUCAGUGUACGUGGCCUCGGUGUAAAAAGAUCUUGACAAAUUCUGCCGCAAUCGUCAGGCAUGUUCGAGCUCGGCAUUUGGGAGCUAAAAGGGAAGAAGACGAUGGUUUCAGCGACGGAGAGGAAGAAUUCUAUUUCAUCGAAGUUGAACGAAAUGAAAAUGAAAGAAAUGACAACUCUUCCGAAGAAUGCACCGCUCCCCCCGUGACACGGACUAACUCCAGGCGAUGUCGUUCAUUCAGCGACCCAUCCAUGCCAACACAACCCCCCGUCUCGUCGAGCGGACAUCUCCACUUAGAUGAUAACUUCAUAUGGCCGUUGAGAACGACGGGGGGGAGGCCGAAGACAAAGCGACCGCUACACCAGACGGUUCACACAAACAACAGAAAAGCACGUGGCGAUGGAAAAAAAUGUCGAAAAGUUUUCGGCAUGGAGAACAAGCAGCUAUGGUGUACGCAAUGCCGUUGGAAGAAAGCAUGCGUAAAAUUCAUAGACUAGCGACGAGGAGUGUUUGACCUGGCGCGUGCAGCAGCUAGAGGACUGGUUUCGAGUUACGAAAGAGGAUAAACGACAGGAUAACUUGUAUGCAUUAUCCGACACAUUCGAAGUUUUUCCAUGAGAUGGAAACACGAACGACGUAGGCUAGAUAUGACUGUAUGCCUUUGGAAACAUCGUUUAUUGAGACGCUUUAUAAAUGUAGCGAGUUUGACUUUGAGACGUAUAUGGACGUCAGACCUGGGACGGAGUGGGGGAUUUCAGGAACCCCACCUUUUACGGUUAUCAAAUUCUCAAUUUAUAUUAUCAGGGGCUUUAUAAUGAUGACUGUAAAUGUAGUUUUAAAGUUUGAGGGCCAUGCAUGCAUAUAGACGCCAGACCUGGGACGGUGUGGGGGAUUUCAUGAACCCCACCUUUUACGGUUAUCAAAUUCUCAAUUUAUAUUAUCAGGGGCUUCAUAUUGAUGACUGUAAAUGUAGUUUCAAGUUUGAGGGCCAUGCAUGCAUAUGGACGCCAAACCUGGGACGAAGUGGGGGAUUUUAGGAACCCCACCUUUUACGGUUAUCAAAUUCUCAAUUUAUAUUAUCAGGGGCUUUAUAAUGAUGACUGUAAAUGUAGUUUUAAAGUUUGAGGGCCAUGCAUGCAUAUAGACGCCAGACUUGGGACGGAGUGGGGGAUUUCAGGAACCCCACCUUUUACGGUUAUCAAAUUCUCAAUUUAUAUUAUGAGAGGCUUUAUAUUGAUGACUGUAAAUGUAGUUUUAAAGUUUGAGGGCCAUGCAUGCAUAUAGACGCCAGACUUGGGACGGAGUGGGGGAUUUCAGGAACCCCACCUUUUACGGUUAUCAAAUUCUCAAUUUAUAUUAUCAGGGGCUUUAUAAUGAUGACUGUAAAUGUAGUUUUAAGUUUGAGGGCCAUGCAUGCAUAUCGACGCCAGAGCCGCAGCUCUGGAAAAGGGUGGGGGUAAAUGCAAAACCCACCAUCAAUCGAACACCCACUCCAUACAUGUAUAACAUCAUCUUUUCGUAUACGGGGACAUUUUACAGAAUCUGAUCGUUCUACAAAAAUGUAACUAGCAUAUCGCUAUAGGUCGAUCAGAUGCUUGCAAUAGCUUUAACUACGGCAUAAUUCAAUAGAUAUACCAGCAACAGAUAGUUUAGAGGUAUAUUCUUUCUAAGAAUAGAUAUCAUAUUUCUUCUUUAGAUAUCUUGAGUAUAACUUGACAGUUUCACAAAAUGUAGCUGUCAGUUUGUGAACAAACUCAUAUAUAUACCUAAAGUGGGUCCGUUUCUAGUAAUUCUUCAAUAGUUCUGGCGUUGCAAAUAUAUGUGGGAGAGAAACUAAUUAUAGCGUUACAGCGUUUUUAUCAACAAACACUCAAGACCAUUUUGUGUUAUAGUUCAAACGUUCAUUUGUUCAACAUUGCAUGCAAUCGUUGCAAGCAUAUACAUAUAUACGAACCAUUAUUUAACCAGGAACGGUAUGUUCCAUACGAAAGCAGAUUAAGUCGUACUUAAUUCAUACAAAAAAACAAUAAAAUAAUAUGAAGGUUGAAAUUUAUAGUUGAAAUUAC
Molecule: messenger RNA, 3660 nt
Organism: Dendronephthya gigantea
Lineage: Eukaryota; Metazoa; Cnidaria; Anthozoa; Malacalcyonacea; Nephtheidae
Product: SLC2A4 regulator-like
Exons: 5
Coding region: 895-2091 (398 amino acids)
Biological process (GO): regulation of transcription by RNA polymerase II
Cellular component (GO): nucleus
Molecular function (GO): DNA-binding transcription factor activity; RNA polymerase II cis-regulatory region sequence-specific DNA binding
Source: RefSeq, a predicted model, not a curated record